Molecule: messenger RNA, 933 nt
Organism: Aspergillus bombycis
Lineage: Eukaryota; Fungi; Ascomycota; Eurotiomycetes; Eurotiales; Aspergillaceae
Product: telomere maintenance SDE2 family protein
Exons: 1
Coding region: 1-933 (310 amino acids)
Cellular component (GO): nucleus
Source: RefSeq, a predicted model, not a curated record
AUGGCUCCGCAAAACGUGAACGUCCUCCUCUCAACAUUCCCCGGUCUCUCUCUUCCCUCGACUCUCUCAUUCUCCCUCCCAUCGACCUCAUCUAUCGCCGACCUCACCGAGAAGGUUUCCUCAUAUAUUCCGUCAUCCGUACCUCUCCAGUCACUUAUCUUAACUACGACAAACAACAGACAAAUACUCCCUUCGUCAGAUCUAUCGAUCUCACAUCUUAUUGCUCCUGAUGGCGAACUCACUGCGAAGUCAAACCUCCUUCCCCUCCGCCUCUCGGUGCCCCUAUGCGGAGGAAAGGGUGGUUUUGGUUCCCAGCUUCGUGCAGCUGGUGGGCGCAUGUCAAGCAAGAGAAAGCGCAACCAGGGCGACGAUAACGGCUCCAGUCGCAAUCUCGAUGGUCGCCGUAUCCGUACCGUCAACGAAGCCAAAGCGCUCGCCGAGUAUCUGGCAGUCAAGCCAGAAAUGGACCGUAAGGAGAAGGAGGAGCGCCGACGGAGGUGGCAGGCUGUUGUGGAGGCUGCGGAAAAACGCGAGGAGGAACUGAAGAAUGGCGGCGGCAAGCAGAAGGUUGACGGCCAGUGGAUGGAAGAUAAAGAGGAGAUGAACGAGAAGGCUAGGGAGGCUGUUCUUGCGGCGAUGAAGGAUGGUAUGUGGACGGACAAUCUUCAUGAUGUUAUACGUGAUAAUAUCUUGGGCGGGUCUAGUACGAGUGCUAGCGAGGGAAGUGAGCAGGAAUCUGCUUCUGCGUCGGAAGAGAGUGAAGACGAGCAGGAGAUGAAGGAUGCGCCGGGCCCGUCAGAGCCGGCUCCCAAGUCUGCAGCCCCGCGAAAGUUCAUUGGAUUUGAUGAUGACGAUGAGUUUAUGAGCGAUUCUGAGGAAGAGGAAAACGACCAAGCUAAUGAUGCUGAAGGGAAAGGCAAGGCGAAGGCUUAA